UUUCAAGCAAAAAGAUGGGAGAGAUUGAUAUAUUCUAGUUAGUCCCAGCAUUGGAAGAGUAUCUAGAACUGCCUUUGCUGAAUAUUUGCUUGCAACAAAUAUGGUCUCCUCUAGCAAUCAAGCUAUUGGUAAAUUCAUAUAAAAUAUCCUUCUUUCUCAGGGUUCGAACCCUGAACAUUCACCUGCAAUCACCCUUAACUCUAUGUGAUGUAGUGUUUAAUAAGAGACGAAUUGUGUUGUAGGAAUUAAUAUGUGAUGAAUUGUGACAUUGCUCUUAUGAAGUUUUCAUUUAUCUGAUACAAGUGUUGUUUGGUUCAUUUCUUAGGUUUAAUCUAAUCACCUUUGAUAAAAUAAAGAAAAAGAAAAACCUUUGCUUUUUCAAAAGUCGUCGAUUAAUUUCCAAGUGCCACAUAUUAUUUUUUACGGAUGUUUUCACCUAUUCGGCCAAAUAUAGUGUUCCUAUAAAUAAGUGGCUUUUUUGAUAUUUUUUAUGUUUAAAUGCAAUUUAAAUUUAAUUGAUCAUAUUUUUAUGUUGUCAAUGUUAACACUUCAUAUGAAAUCAACAAUUUAAUGUAUAUUCACACACUCUCAGCGAAAAACUCAUUUGUACAUUAUCAUCUAAUGGCUAUGGUUGUUUGUUAUGUCAAAAAGUAAAUUUUAAAUUUAAUUAAAAUGAAAAAACAUGAGAGUAUAUAUGUUCAUCUAAGCUUAUAUGAUUUUAAUUUACUAAAUGUAUUUUUUAAAAUGUUUCAAAAUAGAAAAAACUGGUUUUUUUAAUUUUUGAUUUAUUGAAGAAGAUUUUUGAAUUAAUCGGUUUGAAGAAGGUGAUGAUUUCAGAGAAGUGUCAAAGUAACAUUUGCACUGUAACUUGUUUCUUGAGUUCUCACUUCACUGCUUCGAGAGAAUGGAAAACAGACAAGACUUGAGAUCGAUUCUUCCAUAUCUACCCCUCGUGAUGCGUUCUUCCUCAUUGUUCUGGCCAUCCCAAGUCGUCGAAUCACUCAAGCAACUCGACCGGGUCAACUCCGGCCACCAACUGUUCCGCGCCAUUUCCGACCUCAGAACCUCCCUUUCCCUCUCUUCCGAACCUCUAUCCCCUUCCGCUGCUGACGGAUACGCCCUCUUCUUCGACGAUCUGAUGUCUAGAGAGGAAUCUAGAAAGUGGUUUCAAGAGGUGGUUCCAGCAUUGGGGAUUUUGCUUCUCAGGUUGCCCUCUUUGUUGGAAGCACACUAUCAAAAUGCUGACAGGGUUUUAGAUGAAGAGGGGGGUUUAGUCAGAACCGGUCUUCGCUUGCUCGAUUCGCAGGAACCGGGGAUAGUGUUCCUUAGCCAGGAGUUGAUUGCCGCUCUUCUUGUGUGCUCAUUUUUUUGUCUGUUCCCGGUCAAUGAGAGAUAUGGGAAACAUCUUCAGUCGAUUAACUUUGAUGAAUUGUUUGGGAGUUUGUAUGAUUAUUACAGUCAAAAGCAGGAAAGUAAGAUUCAAUGCAUCAUUCACUAUUUUCAAAGGAUAACUUCUAAUAUGCCUCAGGGUGUUGUUUCAUUCGAGCGAAAAGUACUUCCGUUGGAAGAUGAUUAUAUUCACAUUUCUUACCCAAAUGCUGACGUUUGGAGCACUUCUAUUAUACCAUUAUGCAGAUUUGAGGUUCACAGUUCAGGACUUAUAGAAGAUCAGUUGAGUGAAGCUGUUGAAGUGGAUUUUGCAAAUGAAUAUCUAGGUGGUGGUGCUCUCCGCAGGGGCUGUGUACAGGAGGAAAUCCGCUUCAUGAUCAGUCCAGAGUUGAUUGUCGGCAUGCUCUUCUUGCCAUCCAUGGCGGAUAAUGAGGCUAUAGAGAUUGUUGGUGUUGAAAGGUUCUCAAGUUAUACAGGGUAUGCAUCAUCAUUUCGAUUUUCUGGUAGUUAUGUGGAUGAACGAGAUGUAGACACCCUUGGAAGACGUAAAACCAGGAUUGUUGCAAUUGAUGCAUUAUGUAGCCCAGGGAUGAGACAAUACAGGCCAGAGUUUCUCCUCCGUGAGAUCAAUAAGGCAUUCUGUGGUUUUCUGUACGGAUCUAAACACCAACUGUAUCAGAAAAUAUUGCAAGAGAAAGGAUGCCCAUCUACACUGUUUGACACUGCCACCUCAACACCUAUGGAAACAAGUGAAGGAAAAUGUUCAAAUCACGAAAUCAGAGAUUCUCAAAAUGAUUAUCACAGGAUGGAACAGUGCAACAAUAUUGGGGUUGCAACUGGAAACUGGGGAUGUGGUGCUUUUGGAGGAGAUCCUGAAGUGAAGACAAUAAUUCAGUGGCUUGCAGCUUCUCAGGCUCUUAGACCUUUCAUAGCAUACUACACAUUCCGCUUGGAGGCAUUGCAUAACAUCGACAAGGUUGCUCAUUGGAUUUUGUCACACAGAUGGACAGUUGGAGACCUAUGGAACAUGCUAACUGAGUACUCAAUGAAUAGAUCAAAAGGAGGAACUAAUGUUGGGUUCCUGCAAUGGGUCCUGCCAUCAAUGUAUGAUGAUGCUGGGAUGGACUUUUCAAAUAUACCUUAAUCUAUUGUUGAUUGUCUUUGACCUUUGUCUAGGUUUCUUCUCUUUGAAGAAAAUUUGUGAAUCACAUUAAAAAAAAAAGAGCUGUGAAAAAAUUAUUAAUUUCAAAACUGUACAUACCAUGCAUAGUGUGAUUUAGGGACCACAGAGUUUUAUCAUUCUUGCAUAUAAUUAUAACUAGAUUGCCAA
Messenger RNA from Lotus japonicus, 2719 nucleotides. Its product is annotated as poly(ADP-ribose) glycohydrolase 1-like. The transcript is spliced from 11 exons. NCBI's taxonomy places the organism in Eukaryota, Viridiplantae, Streptophyta, Magnoliopsida, Fabales, Fabaceae. The record is from RefSeq and is a predicted model, not a curated record. Bases 905 to 2533 code for a protein of 542 amino acids. Gene Ontology annotation, molecular function: poly(ADP-ribose) glycohydrolase activity. Gene Ontology annotation, cellular component: nucleus; cytoplasm. Gene Ontology annotation, biological process: regulation of DNA repair; nucleotide-sugar metabolic process; carbohydrate metabolic process.